AUGGAUUCGAUUUAUCGGUGUUUGCUUAAGUUUGUGAGUUUUUGUACUUUAAAAAUCAAACAUAAAAUUAAGUUUAUAUGUGUUUAGUGAAUGAUUGUUGCGGCCGAAGGUCCAAAGUUACUUUUCUGUAGGUUUUGUAAUAAUUUCAAUAAUUUUUUUAAUUAAAAAAUAGUUAAAAAUUAUUAUUAUUCAUUUUAGCUAUGGCCCAAUGUUGUAAACCAUUUGACGUCGAUGGAAGACGUGUGUUCGUUCGCCAUGGUCAAUAAGCACUUUUACAAGAUUGUGGCAAUAGACUUCAAGUCUUUGUGUUACAAAAACGUUAUCUUCCGUACCUAUGGCGAGACGUGGGCUUACGCGUUCCAACAGUAAGUUUUUAAAUUAAAAAAGUUAUUAACCUUGCUGUUUUUUUUUAUCAAAACUAUUAUAUUAUACUAUUCACAAACCUAUGACACUAAAGUGUUAACGAACAUCUUUCAGUUCGAGUAACCGCACUUUUGGUCAAAUAAUCGAACCAAUCAAUAACCGAAUUACGAAUAUGAUUCUACACAACAGUGUCUGUUGUCCAUAUUCUGGCACGAUGGCGAUAUUUGUGCGCCAUAAAUAUGUUUUCAUCACGAACAUUGACUCUUCUUUGAGCAUGUACCAACUAAUCGACUUCACAAAGUGGCCAGCAAUUCUCCAUAUCCAACUUAUCAAAAAAGGAGCUCAGUUACUAAUCACAACAUCAUUUUUUUAUAUUAUCUAUGACUUGACACUUGACACAGUAGUCAGAGCCUACUAUUACGAGCUAGAAACUCAAUAUGGUUGGUACGUUGUAAGAGAAAGUGAUGGUACUUUAUUCGAUGUCUACAAUCAAAUUGAGCUUGAGUUGGAUGCGUCAGUGCCACACGAUAAUUUUAAAGCUCUACUACAGCCGGUUGACACAUUCAAAGAGCGAUCAUACCUACAGUAUUACCACCAAGAAAAAGGACACAUGGUUUUAAAUUUGAAAACUAGAAAUGAAAUCAGUUUACCGGUAUUAGGCCAAUGUUCUGAACCCAUGGAAGCCAAUGGAUUUUUGAUAGAUGCUAACUGUAAGUUGUUACUGUGACAUUAAAUCGUUUAUUAAAGUUAACAUAAAAGAUAAGAUAUAUUUAUAUAUCAAAGUCAAAGCAACAUCUAGUUUAUAUUAUAAAAAUGUAAAAAAAUUACUGUAAGUAAAUGUUUUUAAAAACGUUUUAGUCAACAACGUGUGCAUUUACAAUCUGGAUACAGGAGACUGUGUAUUCAAUAAAGAUAUGCACCGAGCUAUCUUGUUUUCGAAUGAGUUUUUCUUGAGCCCUUAUUCUAAAGAUGUAAGUAUUAUACUUUCUUGAUAAAAAAGAUUUAUUUACAAACACAUAUUUACGAGGAAAGUGUCCGACCUGCCGCUCUCUGAUUUCAAACUUUUAGUAUAUUUAUAUUUACGAUGUAGAUAUAAUUUAUUCAGCAAAGUACCGAUAUUUCUGAAAAUCUCGAAAAAUCGAGAUUACGAAAUGACGUUUUGAAUUUACCGCUAAAUUGGCAUUGUGUUUCAAGUCUUAAACUUUGCCGUCUUGCCGUUUAAUCAUUUUUCUAUGAUAUACUAGUAAAACCUUUAAAUGAAAAUACUUUUAAAAUUUGAAAACGUACUUUAUCUGGAACAUCAAAAAAAGGCUUGCAACACAAUGCCAAAUUUGCCUAUCGGCGGGAAUCUCAAAUAUUUAAAUAUUAAGACAAAAGCGCGAGCCAAAAUUUUUUUAUGAGUUUUUUUAUGAUAGAAUUUAUAUAAAAAUUUUUAACCAAUUUUGAGUGGGUAUGUUCUCUAAGACGGCUGAUUUUGAGUGGGACAGGUUGGAUACUUUCUUGUUAAUUGUAUCUUACAUUUGGUUUUAAAGUUUUAGUAUGUAUUUUACGACAAAAAAUGGAAACAAUGGGUGGCAACAAAGUGCCAUUAUCGUGUCAUACCAUGUACAACUUACAUAACACUGGCACCUUUUCUUCAUGCAACCUUAGGAUAUACAUUCGAAUCUACGGAAAGUCCAGGUUUCUACGUUCACAUCGAAUUCAAGAACGGUAAGUUUUAGACUUUUCACAGACCUUCUGGUAAAUAAUAGAGUUACCGUAGUUUUCUGACAUUUAAUAUCGUUAUUUUAAACUUAAUCAAUUUGUAAAUAAACUGUAUUCAAUAUAUAAUAUAUAUAGACUGUGUAUUCAAUUUUGCAGAUCGCCUAAAUACCAAAACUUUUAAACCUGUAACGCAACAUGACGAUCAGUUUCAAAUGCUGAAGUAUUCAAGCAUCGACGAUAUAGCCUGGGAUUAUGUUAAGCUACUCUACAGAGUUAAAGAACGCGAGAACGAAGACACGGUUUUGACAUGGGCUGAAAGGAUGUUACGAUUAAAAUAG
Molecule: messenger RNA, 2405 nt
Organism: Bursaphelenchus okinawaensis
Lineage: Eukaryota; Metazoa; Nematoda; Chromadorea; Rhabditida; Aphelenchoididae
Source: the annotation of a GenBank genome assembly